Molecule: messenger RNA, 768 nt
Organism: Penicillium odoratum
Lineage: Eukaryota; Fungi; Ascomycota; Eurotiomycetes; Eurotiales; Aspergillaceae
Product: putative flavoprotein
Exons: 2
Coding region: 1-768 (255 amino acids)
Biological process (GO): coenzyme A biosynthetic process
Cellular component (GO): phosphopantothenoylcysteine decarboxylase complex
Molecular function (GO): FMN binding; phosphopantothenoylcysteine decarboxylase activity
Source: RefSeq, a predicted model, not a curated record
AUGGCUGAUUCUUCUGCUUCCUUCUCAGCAAAACAGUAUCGUGAUGACAAGAAGUUCCACGUGGUACUUGCAGCUACUGGUUCAGUUGCAACCAUAAAGCUUCCUAAUAUCGCCGAGGCGCUCUGCCGCCACCCGUCCAUCUCAGUACGAAUAAUAGUGACUCAAUCAGCCGAAAGGUUCCUAGUUGGUCAGAGCCUCGAACAGCCUAUCUUGGAUAGUCUUCGGCAGAUUAAGGGCGUGGAUGCCGUGUAUCGAGAUGAUGAUGAAUGGGCAACGCCAUGGACUCGUGGAGCAAAUAUCUUACACAUUGAAUUACGCAAGGUUAACAUUGAACACAUAUACUGGGUGAUUAGAAAACAGCUAACGAUCAGCAAGUGGGCACAUGUAUUACUGAUCGCUCCAUUAUCGGCCAAUACAAUGGCGAAGAUGAGCGUGGGCAUCGCGGACAACCUUCUGCUGUCGGUGGUGCGGGCCUGGGAUACAACUGGCUUGGUCGAUCAAGAUUUCAAAGUCCAGAAGCCAAGAAUUUUCGUCGCUCCUGCCAUGAAUACUGCCAUGUGGCACCAACCUAUCACUCAUCAGAACCUCGGAAUCCUUCGAGACCAAUGGGGCUGGAGUCCCACCAACCCAGAGGGAUGGGUGACUGUUCUUCCUCCAAUAGAUAAGCCCCUAGCUUGUGGGGAUGUUGGUAGCGGUGGAAUGAUGGACUGGAAAGAUAUUGUCCGUAGUAUUGAAGAGCACUUGGGUCUUCUGGCGGUUCAAUCUUGA